GUUUCCGCCCAACCCGGAAGUGUUAAACUGCGGACCGUGUUUGUAGCGUGCUGUUCCCCGAGUUCCUAAAUGUGAGCGUCUCCAUGUCUGUGCUGUGAUUGGCUGGUGGGUCCCAGUUUGUGCUGUGAUUGGCUAGUUGGUCCCAGUCUGUGUUGUGAUUGGCUGGUGGGUCCCAGUCUGUACUGUGAUUGGCUGGUGGGUCCCAGUCUGUGCUGUGAUGGCAGGUCCAGAGCUGCUGCUGGACUCCAGCAUCCGGGUCUGGGUGGUGCUGCCCAUCGUCUUCAUCACCUUCUUCGUGGGAAUCAUCCGUCACUACGUCACGCAGCUGCUGCACAGCGACAAGAAGGUCGACCUGGAGGCGCUUUCUGACAGCCAGGUGCUCCUGCGCAGCCGCAUCCUCCGAGAGAACGGGAAGUACAUCCCCCGACAGUCCUUUGCCAUGAGGAAACAUUACUUCAACAACGCAGAGACCGGCUUCUUCAAGAAGGUUAAGAGGAAGGUCGUCCCCAAGAACCCCAUGACAGACACCAGCAUGUUGACUGACAUGAUGAAGGGAAACCUGACCAACGUCCUGCCGAUGAUUGUGAUUGGUGGAUGGAUCAACUGGGCCUUCUCUGGAUUCGUCAUCACCAAGGUGCCGUUCCCUCUGACGCUGAGGUUCAAACCCAUGUUACAGAGAGGCAUCGACCUGCUGUCACUGGAUGCUUCCUGGGUGAGCUCAGCGUCCUGGUACUUCCUCAACGUGUUUGGGCUGCGGAGCAUGUACAGCCUGAUCCUGGGACAGGACAACGCUGCCGACCAAUCACGGAUCAUGCAGGACCAGAUGACGGGCGCUGCCAUGGCGAUGCCCCCCGACCCCAACAAGGCUUUCAAGAGUGAGUGGGAGGCGCUGGAGAUCGUGGAACAUAAGUGGGCGUUGGAGAGCGUGGAGGACGACCUGAUGUCCACAGAUCUCAACUUUGGGACGUUGUUCAGCCGGGAUAUCAAGUCGGCCGCCAUGUUUUAGAAAGCUCUGGAAACCCCCAGGAACACCCGGCGCCCAAAUCUAAAGUCUGACCAAUCACAGCCCUCGCCACUUUAUUUAUUCUAAAUAUUCACUUCCUGCCUUCUCUGAGCCUCCAGAUUCCUCCACACGUAGCCGUGGAGACGAAAUAUAAUAUUAAACAUUCUUCAGUCUUUGAGGAAAGUAGCGAGGUCAGUUAGUGAUGAAACUAUGACAUCACUGCUGGUCCAACCUGGAUGACAUCACCGCUGGUCUGCCUCUGAGAGCGUGUAGUCUGGUUGGUUCUGGUUGGUUCUGGCGUUAUCCCAGAGGAGAUGUUCCCGUCUAACGGGCCAACGUGAUGAAUGGGUCCCUGUAACCGUUGGCGACUGAUCUGUUAUGUAAGGAGUCAGCGUUGUCAGGGUUACCGGAGAAGGACAGCUCUAGAUUUUGGGCGUCAGGUGAUCCAGGAAGUUUCCAGAUGUUCCAGAGGAGCGGCGCUGCAGCGUUCAAACACCACUGGGACGUCCCAGCGCCGGCAGGAAGCUUUGCAUGUGACCUCUCUACCCUGUGGUCGUCUGGCUGUUACCACGGCAACAGCAGUUUGAUAACGUUUAAUAAAGGUGACAUCACGA
Molecule: messenger RNA, 1617 nt
Organism: Sander lucioperca (pikeperch)
Lineage: Eukaryota; Metazoa; Chordata; Actinopteri; Perciformes; Percidae
Product: TMCO1/EMC3 family protein
Exons: 9
Coding region: 218-1006 (262 amino acids)
Biological process (GO): protein folding in endoplasmic reticulum
Cellular component (GO): EMC complex; membrane
Source: RefSeq, a predicted model, not a curated record